Molecule: messenger RNA, 1774 nt
Organism: Marchantia polymorpha subsp. ruderalis
Lineage: Eukaryota; Viridiplantae; Streptophyta; Marchantiopsida; Marchantiales; Marchantiaceae
Source: the annotation of a GenBank genome assembly
CAAGCUCUUCAUGUCCAUCUCUUCUGUUGUGGCAGCAGCUCUUUCGCUCCCAACCAUCUAGUGUUGGAAGGAUAUGGGUAAGACGUGGUUUGCUGGCUCUAAUCGAGCUCCUUCUGCUUCUCCUUCUCCUGACCCCGUGCCAGAACUGAAGCCGGAGCCCAGGCCUUUGGUAAAGUACCUCAUUAUCGGCUUGCUGGUUGCAUUCCGCGCUUAUCAGUACCACUAUCUUGGGAAUCCAGGGCGGAGGAAUUUAUCUUGAAUUAUCAGUGAUCUUGUAUCUCUGCCAGUUUCAGUCUCCUUCUGUUGAUUAGACCUCUUUUUGGUAUAUCGAUCAGCAUCAACGAUAACGUCUGCCCGUUUUUUCAUCGAGAGCAGUUGUGAGUCAUGUGUGUCAUUCAUCCCAAUGUCGACUGGAACUAUCUGAAUUGAACAUCUCGGGCUUCGUGCGGACCGUCACAACGAGAGAGUAAGCAUUGUGAAUGCUCGACUGGACCGGCAAAUAUUUAACACAUGUUUUUGUUUGAAAUGUUUACGUCGAAUCACGAACAUGAUCUCACAAGACCACAAGUGAUCACGCGUUUGUUGCAUAAUGCUUCUAAAGGGCCUCUACGUAAUAUCACUUCUGCAGCAAGAUAAUUCUUAAGCUUUUGGCACAUAAUUCUUUAGCUACAAACUUGCGUAACAGUGAUUCCGGCUUUUGAGCUUUGGCCUGGUUAAGGGAAUUUGCCAAUCUCCGGGGAAAAUCCACUAAACCUUCAAAAUACGAUCUCAAUGUGAGAUAGAUUGUGAGGUCUUCAGAUACAUCUGUUCACCAUCAGCUUCAAGCUUCAUCUCCUCGAUGACUUUUGCCAUUUAUUUCCGUCGUAUAUAUUUACAUAUGGAGUCUGUCUAAUCAUGCUUGAAGCUUUCCAGCGCGAGGCAGAGUUGGAUACUCACGUAUUCUUAUUCCGUUUCACAAAUUCCUUUUAAGUCGAAACUCGAAGUUGACUGGAAGCUGACGAGGAUAUUGGUUUGAAGACGAUUGCCCCAGGAACAUUUCCGAUGUCAUAACCGUCUCAGUUUGAGUCGUCAGUAAGGAAUUUUCUUGACCGACGAGCAGCGAUGCUAAUUACAACAAAUCAAGACUUCACUCAUAAGACCGGACUCGCAAAGAAUGCAAAUUCAGAUUACAAUCGGAAGUCGUUGAGCGGUGUUUGAACGACUGUACAGUGGUAGAUCAUAGCAGUAAACUACCAUAAUUCUUGGAUUCUAUCAGGCUUGAUACAUAGAUGUUCUCAGAAAAACUGCACUUGGACUUGGAAAUGUCCACCUAAGAGACUCUUGUGCACGGCCGACCGACUGUGUUUUGGCGAAUGUCUCCUCAAAGACGCAAUUUUCUUAUUUCUAUCUUUCUUCAAUCCAUUCUCUAGAGGUAUGUAUAUGCAUCGCAAAUGUGACUGUUGGGAUUAUCUCCAGGAAAUGAGUUUCUCCCAGCACACAUGAUCGCAUCGUAGAACUUCCGUUCCAAGGUGCCUUUGGUUCGUCUGAAAACUGGAAACUGCAUGGAUGCUGGAUCAUUGGCACUACGAAGAUUGCAAGCCAGUGCUGCAACGCAUGUCAGGGCCAAGAGGCGGUGCUGGCUAGUGUACAUUGCGGCGCUGCCUAUGCGGUAGUAAGUUGCAGCACCUUUAGUAGCACGGUUGUAGUCUCAGAUUUCUUCUGAUUCUUUUCUAUUUUGAAUUGGAAACCAAUCAACUCAAUUCGGAGUUUUUUUAAAUAACCAGGUCACUCUUUG